GGAGAUCAGAUAUAAUGAAUGCGGGGUCCAGGGAGACCAGAUAUAGUGAAUGCAGGGUCCGGGGAGACCAGAUAUAGUGAAUGCAGGGUCCGGGGAGACCAGAUAUAGUGAAUGCAGGGUCUUGGGAGACCAGAUAUAGUGAAUGCAGGGUCCGGGGAGACCAGAUAUAGUGAAUGCAGGGUCCGGAGAGAUCAGAUAUAGUGAAUGCAGGGUCUGGGGAGACCAGAUAUAGUGGAUGCAGGGUCCGGAGAGAUCAGAUAUAGUGAAUGCAGGGGUCCGAGGAGAUCAGAUAUAAUGAAUGCGGGGUCCAGGGAGACCAGAUAUAGUGAAUGCAGGGUCCGGGAAGACCAGAUAUAGUGAAUGCA
Molecule: messenger RNA, 365 nt
Organism: Staurois parvus
Lineage: Eukaryota; Metazoa; Chordata; Amphibia; Anura; Ranidae
Source: the annotation of a GenBank genome assembly